Molecule: messenger RNA, 5900 nt
Organism: Corticium candelabrum
Lineage: Eukaryota; Metazoa; Porifera; Homoscleromorpha; Homosclerophorida; Plakinidae
Product: proteasome adapter and scaffold protein ECM29-like
Exons: 57
Coding region: 68-5566 (1832 amino acids)
Biological process (GO): proteasome assembly
Cellular component (GO): cytoplasm; nucleus
Molecular function (GO): molecular adaptor activity; protein binding
Source: RefSeq, a predicted model, not a curated record
AGCCCGUACACUGUCAAUCGUCAUCAUUUGUGAAGUUUGCUGCACCGUUAGCCUACGUCUAGUUAGUAUGGCAGAGGAACUCGUUUUAUUGGAAAGAGUAUUUCUCCGUCUGACAGCUGCAGAGACAGACGAAAAACUGCAGCAAGUUUUGGGACGCUUCUUGGCGCCUGUGCUGCUAAAACUUGCUAGUCAGAAUGAAGCUGUGAAGAAGAGAGUAAUGGAAAUUCUAGCUCACAUCAACAAAAGGCUUAAAAGUCGUCCGCAAGUGCAGUUGCCAGUUGAACAGCUUUUGCAGCAGUAUGAGGAUCAAAACAAUUCGCCAUUUGGUAAUUUUAGUAUUUUGUAUUUGAAAAUGGGAUAUCAAAGACUCAGUGAGGGUAAACAAGCUGAUCUUGCUCCACGUUUGCUUGGAUGCAUAGAGAAGAAACCAGCUCAACAACAAGACAUCCUCCUUCGACUUGUUUGCCCUGUGUUGGGUAACAUAUCAUGGUUAUCAUCUUCAGAGAAGACUCGGCCAUCGUUCACGUUUGAUGAAGAGCGGAAAGCAAAACACGCUACUUUGACUUUCUGUAGAAACCUCCUUUUAAUGCCAUACAAUUUGUCACCUCAAAGACGACCCAUGUCUGCUCCUGCUUCUAGUGGCAGUGUAAGUGCUGGGGUAGAUAGAGCAGAGUCUGGCGACAUUGCACCACCAGGACUUAGUCUAAAUGCCGUGAAGCAAGUGACUGGUGACAGUGCUAUCAAGCCUAAUGAACUAGAGAAGGCAAAGUUAUCAGUUUUGACAUUCUUGUCAUCAGGAUUGUUCCAAGAGGCAGAAGUUGUUUUAUACUUUUUAAUUGCUUCAGCUGAUUCAAGGCGCACUGUCGGAGAUAUUGGGGAGAGUAACUUUAAGAAGGCUUCAAGCUUUUUGGACUGGAAUGAUUCCCAAAUGGCUGGAGUGAUUCAGAGCAUAUAUCAAUUAUUUAUUGGUAAUUUGAAGUCGCCUCAAAGGCCUCAGACUGCUACAGGAGCUAAGUCUCUUACUGCAGAUCAUCAUGCCCCUGCUGGUAUCGGAUUGAGGAUUCAACUGCUGCCUGUUUUGCUCAAAUCAUCUCUGUCACCAGAUAUGUUUCCCUUAUGCAUUCAGGUAAUAUUUGAGAGUCUGUUUGGAGAAGGUAUUAAUGAGAAGCUGCGUUUUCUUGCAUCUCAGUUUCUUGUUCAUGUCAUUCAACACUGUUCAGAGAGGAAGAUUGAAAUGAUGGCUCCACUUCUUCUGUCUGCUAUAAACAAAUUGUUAGAUGAACCGGAACAAGGAACAAAACUUAGGUGUUUGACAUAUGUUGGUCUUGGGCAGCUUGCAAAGAGAAUGUCAUCUCUCUUCAGCAGCAAUGUUGCACUUGUGCAGAGACUGUUUGACUCUCUUAUCAAGGAACAAGGUGAUGUUCGUCAGGCUGUGCAUGAAUCAUUGACUACAUUAUCAACAGCUUUUAAGAGUGCAUCGGGCCUGGUUCUUGUACAGCUUGAAGCUUUAUUGCAUAGUCAACUCUCACAGCCCAAUGAAACAGUCAUUCAGGCAAGACUUGCAUCUCUUACUUACGCUGGAACUAUUUUUUCACGUUCUCAUGCAGAAUCACGAUAUCUGUGCCUUCUAGCCUCCACAGAUGUGGUGGACAGUGUACAAGAUGAAGCAAAACGGAUCCUUGGCGUGGAUGAGGACAAAUCACCCGUUGAAAUGCCAUCUUUUCCAGAGAUGGUCAACUGCGUUGCUUCCCAUGCUGAGCAGCGAUUGUCUAGUAAGUUACAAUACUCAGCAGGUGCUUCAAGCUUGCCUUUUCAUCCAGCGGUCUUCAGGCAGAUGCUUUUAUACCUUAAACGGUGCUUUCAUUGCUCUGCUGAGGUAACCAAUGAGGAUCAGUUCAAGCGAACUAUCACUAAAAAGUUGUGCAGGUAUACUGCAUCUCUACGAGCACCAAUACAAAUCAGCUCAAAUGAGUCUGAUAGCAUGAUGAAGUACUAUGAUUUGAUUAGGCUAGCUUUGUCACAAAUUGCUGGGUCGGAAUUACAAGCUGUUGCUCUAAAGUGUCUUUUUGAGCUAGUCAGUGUUUCCCCUUUUCUAGUGUCUACAGUGGCCAACCAAACAGGCUGGCUAAAGCAAACGUUUGUUGAAUCUUCUCAUGAUGAGAUUCGAGACACUGCGGCCAAGCUUGUUGGCUGCGUGGCACAGAAGCUGAAUGACACACAAUUGCUUGGUCUUGUCUCACAGACUAUAACUGCUUUAGAAAGCAAGUCAUUUGAAACCCAACAUGGAGCUGUAGUUCUUCUGGGUCGCUUAAUACCAGCUUGUGUUGGUGGCAGCAAUGCCAGAUUAAGUGGCAACACUUUUCAAUUUGCAUUCACAUCACUUGCUAAACUUCUUAGUGCUCAGCAACCGAGGCUCAUUGCUGCAGCUUGCAAGGCUGUUGGCUUGAUUGGUGUGCGAUGUGUUUUCCCUAUAGAAGAUGGCCAAGAAGAUGACAAAGAAAGGCCAGCAGAAGCAGACAAAAAGCGGAGGAAGAGUAGAGAUGGUUGCCAAGUGACAAAAUUAGAUAUUGUAAAUACACUUGUGUCUCAUCUUCAUCAUCAUCCUGAUCAAAGGGUGAGAGAGAAAGCAGCUACUGCAUUAGGACUAUUGCCUCUUGGUGAGAAGCCAUUUCCACAUGUGAAAAUCGUUCUUAAGGGCUUGUUUGAGUCUUCAAAGGACAAACAACGAAGUGAAUUACAGUUUGUUGUUGCUGAUGCUAUUGCAUGUACGUCAUCAUGUUCUGCUUCUCACAUAUUGGACACUUCUGAAGUAGCUGAAAGUAUUUCUGAUGGUUUUGCAUCUCAGUUGAGUCAGGACACAAUGACUUGGAGUCUGGACCAGAUAAGAUAUCAAUAUGUAAACCAUUCAAGGAGUCAUGUGAGACAGACAGUUUGUGUGUGGCUAUUUGCAAUUGUGAAAACGUCAGGAGACCAUCCUAUUGUCAAAGAACGAUUGCAGGAAUUGCAAGCAUUGCUUCUUAAUUAUCUUGCUGAUAGAGAUGAAUUUACUCAAGAAGUAGCCUCACGUGCUUUGGGAUUGGUUUAUGAACGUGGUAGCAAUGACGACAAGCAACAGCUUGUUUCACAUCUAGUGGAAACAUUGAUGAGCGGUCGAAGAUCUUCUCAACCUGUAACUGGAGAUACACACUUAUUUGGAGAAGGGGAGAUAGGCAGAGCUUCUGAAGGAUCUGGGUUGUCUACAUACAAAGAACUUUGCUCUCUUGCUACUGACCUAAAUCAACCAGAUCUCAUCUACAAGUUUAUGCGCCUUGCUAAUCACAAUGCUUUAUGGAUGUCCAAAAGGGGUGCUGCAUUUGGCUUUUCUACGAUAGCAGCACAAGCUCGAGAGCAGUUAGCACCACAUCUUUCAGUUUUAGUGCCUCGACUGUUUCGAUAUCGUUAUGAUCCUAACCCUGCCAUUCAGCAAGCAAUGUUGAGUAUUUGGACUGCUCUUGUUCCUGAAUCACACAAAGAGGUAGACAAGUACUUCAGUGCCAUUCUAGAGGAUUUGUUAAGAAAUUUGGCUAGCAAUUUGUGGCGCAUUAGGCAAUCCUGCUGUCAUGCUUUGUCUGACCUGCUGCAAGGAAGGCAGCUUGAUGGUUGCAUUAGUCAACUGCCAAAGAUGUGGGAAUUAGUUUUCCGUGCUAGAGAUGAUAUUAAAGAGUCUGUGAGGAAGGCAGCAGACACUGCUUGUUGGACACUAAGUAAAGUAUCGGUCAAACUCUGUGAUGUGUCAUCUGGAAAGUCUGGACAAGCUGCCGUGGCUUUGCUUCUUCCCUUCCAUUUAGACAAACUGGUUACCAGUAAAGUCUCAGAAAUUCGAGUCAUCAGCUUGUUGACUUUGCUGGAAAUAAGCAAAACUGCAGGGUCUCAGUUGAAGCCACACAUUCCAAUGAUGGUUGUCGUGCUUUUGGAAACUCUAAGUAGUCUGGAAGAUAAGAUCUUAAACCGCAUCAGUCUUCAUGUAGGAAGUAAUGCUGAAGAGCAAGAAAAGUUGGAUUCAAUACGAGUUUCAGCAAGCAAGUCAUCACCAAUGAUGGCAACAGUUGAUCUGUGUAUGAGACAUGUAGAUACAGAUGUAUUACCUGAGCUAUGCAUUAAGCUUGCUGAGGUAACCAGGAAUGGGAUUGGCGUUGCAACAAAGGUUGGAUGUUGUCGAGUGAUUUCCUCACUCACCCAUCAAUGCACAAGAGAUAUUACUCCUUAUGCAGGCAAACUUUUGUCAGCACUUCUGUCUUGUCUCAAUGACCAAAGCCCUGGAGUGAGAAAGGCAGCAGCGACUUCAGUUGGACAUCUAGUGAAGUUUGCAAAGGACAGUAGCAUUGAAAAAUUGAUUGGACGAAUUAAGACGUGGUAUCUGGAAAAAGACGACACUAACAUUCGUCUUGCUUGUGGUUGGGUCUUUCAAUCAUUUGCACAGCACAGUAUGGAUACUCUCAUGAACUUUUCUGCUCAGAUCUUGCCAAUUGCUUUUCUAGCAAUGCAUCAACGGAACGAAAAUGAAAAUACGGAUAUCUGGUCUGAAGUAUGGGAUGAUGCUACUCCAGGAACUGAGGGAGGACUUCGGUUGUACUUGGACGAUAUUCUGAGUUUGGUUUGUCCUCUACUUGAAUCACAGUCUUGGCAGACAAAAUCGCAAGCGGCUAGAGCAAUGGAAACUGUAGCAGAAAAGUUUGGUGGUAAGUUAGGCAAUGUACAGCGGGAAAGCAUGUUAAAUUCACUGGUGAAAUCUCUUCCUGGGAGAACUUGGGAUGGCAAGGAACGAUUAAUGUUGGCAGUUUCUCAACUCUGCCAGAUUGGCAAAGAACAGUCUUUGUCUCUCAACACAUUAGACAAGGUUGUUAGUGUGUUACUGACGGAAUGCAAGAAGCAAAAGAUGGAAUACAAAUUGGUGGCUUUUGAGUCUGUAUCAAGAGUCCUGGAGAGUAACAACCUGAACAGAUUUGUUGAAUUCAGUAGCUUGUGCUUUCCUCUGCUCAACCCUGAUAGAAUAGAAGACGUUGAGAUUGAUGAAAAACCAGAAGAAAGAGCUUCUACUCGUGAAAUGACAUUGAAACUACAAGAGUCUUUGCUAAAGUGCAUCGCAAGGGUUUGGCCACAGGACGACAAAACACAGGUGGAAUACGAGCGGCAGUUGUUCACCAUGUUGAUGAAGUUACUAGCCAAAAGCACAUGGAAAAUAAAGGUGGCAGUGCUGGACUGCCUUCGCGCUUUCCUUGAAAGAUUGUGUCUUGAAACGGUAGCUACCAGUGAACGUUGCCAAGAAAUAUCAUUGGAGCUGAUACCUCUUAUAACAACCUGCCUAGAUAACUUGAAAUACAGUGCCGUUCGUGGGGCCGCUAUUGGAGUCCUGGAAACUUUUCUAGCUCGUUUGAUGAGGAACCCCGAGUAUUGUGGCCGCUGUUUGACUGGAACUGAGUGGAGAGUGUUGUUGAGACACAUGGAAGAGAUAUCCAAGUCAGACCCUCAAAUUGCACUACGACAACGCACAGCCAAGUUGCUGUUGGAUGCUAUUAAAUAUAGAUGACGGGCAAGUAGAAUUACAGUACUACAUUACUGUUUUAAUUAAUACUAGCAAGCGGAGAGGCUUCAAGUUCAAUAGAAUCUAUGCUAGAAAUGGCCGUCAGUCAGCAGAUGACGGGAUGGGUGACAGCUCUAGGCAGCAUCAAGUGGCGUACUGUAUGUUUCCUCGUUGAGUACAACCUGCAGACGAGCAUAUUAAUUGCUGUUGCAACAAAUCUGAUGAUCAGGCCUGACUAUUGUAGUUUCUUCGUUGACCACAAUUUCUAGUAUACUGUGCAUACGAUUUCCAAACUAAAACUAAUAAAACUUAAAUUAAAAAGGACAUUUUAAAAUGUUAA